Molecule: messenger RNA, 1485 nt
Organism: Hansenula anomala
Lineage: Eukaryota; Fungi; Ascomycota; Saccharomycetes; Phaffomycetales; Wickerhamomycetaceae
Exons: 4
Coding region: 1-1485 (494 amino acids)
Biological process (GO): transmembrane transport
Cellular component (GO): membrane
Molecular function (GO): transmembrane transporter activity
Source: RefSeq, a predicted model, not a curated record
AUGGUUGAAAUUGACAAAUCGGAAACUCAGUUCAUUGAGGAUAUCAACACUUCCAAUAACUCAUCAAAUGAAUCACCAAAUAAUGAUUUCAGUGACUUGAACGAAACAAAGCUUUUACGAAAAAUGGAUCUUCAUAUAUUACCUGUGAUUUCAGUCUUAUACCUGUUGGCAUAUCUAGAUCGUGGUAAUAUAGGAAAUGCCAAAAUUGAAGGUCUACCAGAGUCAUUGAACCUUUCCAGUUCUGAAUAUAAUAUUUGUCUUACUGUGUUUUUUCUCACAUAUGCAUCAUUUGAAGUUCCAUCUAAUAUGCUUUUGAAAAAAAUCGGCAAGCAAAGUGUCUUUUUACCUACUAUUAUGCUCUGCUGGGGAAUUGUUAUGGUUUGCAUGGGUGUUGUUCAAAACUACGCUGGUUUACUUAUUACAAGAUUAUUAUUGGGUUUGUUUGAGGCUUCAUUAUACCCUUCUAUUGUAUUUUGUUUAACGCAAUAUUAUUGUAAACGUGAGAUGCAAUUCAGACAAGCUAUUUUACAUGGAUCAGCUUCAGCUGCAGGUCGUUUCUCUGGAAUCUUAGCCUUUGCAAUUGCUAAGAUGAACGGUGUUGGGGGUUAUGAAGGUUGGCGUUGGAUCUUUAUAUUGGAAGGUUUACUUACCGUCAUUGUUGCUAUCUCAGCUUAUUUUUUAUUAUAUGACUACCCUGAUACAGCAAAGUUUUUAACUGAAAGGGAACGUGAAUUCAUCAUUUGGAGAUUGAAAAAUGAUUCAAAUCCUUCAAAAAAUUUGAAUGAUCUUGAUUCAUUUUCAUCAAGAGAAAAACCUGACUUUCAAAAAUUCAGUGAAGCUGAUGAUUUGUCCCUCAAGAAAUCAUUAGUUGCAGCAUUGAAGUCGUAUGAAGUAUAUCUUUAUGUUCUCACUUAUUACGGGGUGAUUGUUCCAACCUAUGGCUUUGCAUUGUUUCUUCCUUCUGUUGUUAAGGAAUUAGGUUAUACAAGCUCAACAGCACAAUUAAUGACAGUUCCAAUUUAUGUCACCGCUUCAAUUGUUUCAAUCAUAGUUGCAUAUUAUUCAGAUAAAACAGGGCUAAGAUCACCAUUCAUUGUUGGUAGUUUAUUUCUCGUUAUGCUUGGUUAUAUUUUUGCACUAGUGGGUGAGGAGAUUGGUUAUCCAAACUUGAUCUAUGGUGGUGUUUACAUUGCAGGAAUUGGUGUUUAUUCAGCAUUCCCAGGUGCAGUUAGUUGGUUAGUUAAUAACCUGGCAAAUUCCAGGAAAAGAGCUAUUGGUUUGGCUUUACAAUUAGGAAUUGGGAAUUUCGGUGGUGCUUUUGCAUCCAAUUUUUACAUUCCAGGGAAAUAUUCUAUGGGACAUGGUUUGGAAAUUGGGUUUUCUAGUAUGGGAAUCAUUGUUACUGGGAUUAUUGUCUUGUACAAUCAACGUUGUAACAGAAAAAGGCAACGUGAUUUGGCUAAUGGGAAAUAUGAUGAAAUAUAG